This is a messenger RNA of Nicrophorus vespilloides, 2846 nucleotides long. RefSeq names its product sphingomyelin phosphodiesterase 4. Bases 112 to 2577 code for a protein of 821 amino acids. Gene Ontology annotation, biological process: ceramide biosynthetic process; glycerophospholipid catabolic process; sphingomyelin catabolic process. NCBI's taxonomy places the organism in Eukaryota, Metazoa, Arthropoda, Insecta, Coleoptera, Silphidae. The record is from RefSeq and is a predicted model, not a curated record. Gene Ontology annotation, molecular function: sphingomyelin phosphodiesterase D activity. The transcript has 10 exons.
UCGGUUGCUGCUGCUGCUGCUGUCAGUUCGCGGUGCAGUUUUCUUAGGUUAUGUUUUUAUAGCCGAUCGAAUUUGAAUCCUGGAUAUCGUCGAGAAUUGCUUGAACACACGAUGUACAACUCGCAGGCGGAAUCGGAAACGAUCCUGCAUCGUAUGUCCACUGCGUUAACGCUGAAGGUGGACCAGAGAUGCGCCGAUCUGACGGUGCUCUUCGAGAGAGGCACCAAAAAGGAGUUGGCCACCUUCUUCCCAAUGCUGAUCGACAACAUCUUCGGACCGCAGGGAACGUUCAGCUGGAGCCUGCGAACGCAGCUGCCGCAGAACAACCCCAACGAGUUCAAAGUCCUGUUGAACUUCCUCAAACCCAUGGGACCGGUUUUCAAGUUGAUCUAUCUGCUGCUGCAAGAGCCCAACAUCAAGUACGAAUUCAGCUUGAUGUAUUUACCCACAAAAGUUAAGAUGAUGCUCGACAGCUCAAACAUACAUCCCUUUUACCAGGAGAUCCUUCAAUACAACAAUCAGACCAAACAGAUAACCUCACUUCUAUUAAAUCCAUUCGAUUAUUACAUGUUCCAUUUCGCGUACCACUUGAUCAAUCCGUGCCAGCAGAGGACGACGUGCGACGACCAAUGGGAUUCCGUUUAUUACAACUUGAGCGUUGAGUAUCUUUCGCAUUUCUUCCCCAUCGAUUUGAAUCAGCAGAUCACGCCGUCAGUCGGCUAUUACAGCGGUAAGAAUCCGAUGCAAUUGCCGCAAACUUUCCAAAGCAGAACGAUGCGUUUCAAGAUGAGUUUGUUCUCGGAUGUGCAAACGCCUGAGGUGAAGACGACGAUGGAGAGGCACCCGAGGAACGAGAUUUGGCGAAGCGAGAGCAUCCUCAUGGCUUUCGUCGACUUCUGGCUGACGAACGAUCAAGUUUGUCUGCAUUUCGAUAAUCUCAAUAUGAGUCUGUCGAAUCAUUUGGAGUUGCCUAGCGCCGAUUACAUAAGGAUUAUUAGGGCUGUGAUAAAGCAUAUGCACGCGUUCGCUUCGACGAUGAACUUCGACGCGACAUCUCUGGGCGAACUGAAGAAAAUCACUUUGCCGAUGAUCCAGGGACGGAUUUACGUCUUCCUGAGGAAUCUGCUCUAUCGUUGGCCGCUGGACGAGUCUUUCAGGCUCGUGCUGGAACUGUGGCUCAGCUUUAUACAGCCGUGGAGGUACACGCACGAAGCAUACGAACAUUAUAUUGAAGUUGCUGCGAAUACGAAUCAGAGUGCGCACAGGAAAGACGUGAAAUACGCGGACGAGUCUUACAUGCAGUUCAUCGCGGAAAACCUUCUCGUUUACGUGGUCAUCUUCCAGCAGCUGCUACCGAGGUUCGCGCGCGUCGAUCUUUCGAGCCCGAAGAACGCGCAAAUGCUCUUCAGAUUAACAAAGGUGUUUUCUCAACCGAAUCUUGUGCCAAUUCUCAGACGACUCGAGAGCGUCGUGGAAAACAAAAACUACUCGCCGACGCACGUCCUCCACAACAAUCCGCUGGGUCUGAUGCCGCCCCUGUCUCCGACGACCCGAUGGUCCACGAACACCUCCGGACACAUAUACGACUCGACGCACAUCGAAUCGCCGAAGAAACCGUGCAGUAACUUCAUGUCGAUGGGUUCGGAUCCUUUGGCGAGCAAGUACAUGUCCGUCGUCAGGCAGAAACUCUACGAACUGGAAGGACCCAACUUUUGUUACAAACCAUUGUUCACAGUCCAAGCAGCGCCUGAGGUGUACGAGUUGCUGCAGAUAAUCAAAGUGUCCGAGAUGAAAUCGUCGGAGCUGUUCGAGAAGCAGAAGCAGAGCGAGCAGCGACGUGGAUUCUUCUCGUUCUUCACGCAGCCGACGGACAUCGACAAGAUUUCCCUUCUGGAUCGUAAGAAGGCGCCCGUCUUUCUCGCCGCCGCGUUCGAAGGUCUCAUCAGCAUCUUCGGCAUAAGCGAGUUCAUCGUUCCGCAACAAUGUUUUCGUCCGUCGGAAUCUCCGUGCUUCGCGCAGUGCAGCGACGAUUCUGCUGCGGACAUCUCUUCGGAUCUGAACUCCACGAACACGGUGGAGCGAGCUCUGAAGCAGCAGAGCAUCAGGGAGAGGAUGAAAUGUUUGAAGUUCGACGGAGAUCCCGAUCUGAUGCCUAUUCAGUCGCGCGAGAUCGGAUUCUUGGUGAGGAUGUUCUAUCAGGCUUCGUGCUUCAUCAAUCAGAUGGAGGAGCGUCGGAUCAACCAGUUCCACGGAAGGCAGGAUUUCGCCGGAAGAUUCGUGCGGUACUUCCUGCAGCCGCCGAUGUACGUCUACAAGUACGAGAAACGGGACGGCAGGUCGCGCCGCGUCCGACAUCUGUUGCCGGCGCGCGUCAGCCUGCGUCGCUUCGCCAAUUACAACUUCUGGACUCUGUUCAUCAUAGCUACGCUGAUCUUCCGGUACUUGGGUUUCGGCAGUUUCGCCUUCCUCUUCCUGUACGUCGUCUGGAACGUUCUGGUCGCGUCGUUCUCCGCGAUCUUCCAAAGCGGACGGCCCGUCGUGCAGAGCGUCGAUCUUAAUAACAGCAUGGACGACUGACGAUCCACUCCAACUUGUCAAAAUCGAUCCACCUACGCGCUACUUGCCAAGUAACACACUAUAUAUAUAUAUAUUUGUAUCAUAUACGAAUUGGCAUGGUUACGCGCUUUGGUCCGGUUAUUAUUAUUAUCUAUUUUUUUUUUCAUGUAAUGAUUUAUUUUUUUUUGUAAAAAGUAAUUUCUAAUAAUACUAAUAGUAGGCGUUAUACAAGGUUUAACAAGAACUUUUGUACUUUGAUACUUCCACGCGAAUUGCAAGAAUAAAAUGUA